AAUAAACAACAUGGUUGCAUCGUUUUUUGCCAAAAUAACAAAAUUUUCGGCUUUAUUUAUCGUCCUAUUUUUCUCCAAUGCUUCCUCACUAAGAAAAACAGACGAAGGAUACUGCAUUUGCAAUAAAAAUGAAAUUAGCUGCAGAGAUUUUCAAGAUCCAGAUCAACUAAACGAGAAACUGCAAGACAUCAAAAGUAACUGCACUGUUUCAAGACUGCAAAUCACUCAUUGUGACUUAGCAGCUUUACCUAAUGACUUUCUUCUGGAGUCCAGCUUCACGGAAUUGCGACUGAAAGAGAGUUCGAUGCCUUUCUUAUCAGUUCCUUUUUCAGACGAAAAUCCUUUUAAUGGUGGAGAGUUGAUAACGAAAAUUGUAAUAGAAAAGGUACUUUAUCCAUAUAACUGGAACUGGACAGUUUUGAACGCUUGCCAAGAUUUGAACAGUCUUCGUAUUAAGAACAGCGAUAUGGUGUACAUUGGACAUACAUUUAAAAACAUGAACCUGACUUCGUUAAGAGCUCUAGUUAUUGAGAAAUCACGAGUGAGAUGGAUAGAAGCUGGAGCCUUUUCUGCUUUCAAAAACCUUGCAUUUUUCCAAUUUCUAGGGAAUGAAAUUAAAUACUUUGAACGAAGCUUUCUGCCUAAUCCAGCAAUAAACUUACAUGCCGUCAACUUUAAGAACAACGAUUUGGAAUACCUGGAUGAGGAUUUAUUUUUAAACAUGCCAGAGCUGACGUACGUAAACCUUCAAAACAAUAAUCUAGAAACAGUUUCAGAAUUUAAAGAUAGAAGUUUUUUCGUUGAUCUCGCAGGUAAUCCAUUCCAGUGUGACUGUUCUAUCCAAUGGCUGCAGAAAAGUUAUAACAAUACGGAUAUAUUUCGCAUUCAUUGCUUCAUGCCAGAUAAUGAAGAACGAGUACCAGUUCGAAAAGUCAGUUGGUCUAAACUUGGCUGUGUUGAUAUUUGAUACAAACAUUUAUUUUUGGAAAUAGAAAAUUGAACCAAUAUUUUCUCAUUUUUGAUUGCACUCAACAAUAAGUCUUCGAAUGUAUUCGAAUACAAAUUUCUGGAACUGUAGCUGU
Messenger RNA from Uloborus diversus, 1082 nucleotides. RefSeq names its product slit homolog 1 protein-like. The transcript has 5 exons. Lineage: Eukaryota; Metazoa; Arthropoda; Arachnida; Araneae; Uloboridae. The record is from RefSeq and is a predicted model, not a curated record. The coding region runs from base 11 to 967 and encodes 318 amino acids.